Gordionus sp. m RMFG-2023 is the source of this 915-nucleotide messenger RNA. RefSeq lists its product as uncharacterized. The coding region runs from base 1 to 915 and encodes 304 amino acids. The transcript has 4 exons. The record is from RefSeq and is a predicted model, not a curated record. Lineage: Eukaryota; Metazoa; Nematomorpha; Gordioida; Chordodea; Parachordodidae.
AUGACCGAAGAUUUUAAUGAUAAUGACAACAACGCGUAUAAAGUAACUUUGAAAUUGAACAACCUUACAACAGUCAUGCAGGUUGACACAGGAUACUUCAGAUUUACCAGACUACCUUUUGGUCUCAAAACGGCGUCUGCUUUAUUUCAGCAGACCAUGGAUAAAAUAUUCGGAGACAUGAAAGAUGUGAUAUUUUAUAUUGACGAUCUUUUAAUAACGGGUAAAAAUGAUAAAAUACAUAUAGAAAAUAUAAAGAAACAGACCCACUACAAAAUAGUCAAAGAAAAAUGGAAAUGGGAAGCUGAACAUGCCAAAAGUUUCAAUGAAAUAAAAACAUUAAUCAGUCAACCUCCUACAUUAAAUUAUUUUAAUCCAAACUUACCUAUAGGUAUAGCUGCUAACGCAUCAAACGUGGACUUGGAGCAGAUUAAAAGAAAAUCUUCGAUGUCUAUGCGUUUACAAAAGUGGAAUAUAGCAAUGGGAGCUUAUGAUUUUAAAAUAAUUCAUAGAGCAGGCAAAUAUAAUACAGUUCCUGACUGUCUAUCAAGAUUACCACUCAGUGUAGAUAAGGAAACUAUUGAUAAAAGUACGGACAACACAAAAAACGACUUAUGGGAUAUUCCGAUUAAUUUUAAUAAAGUAUUAGAGGAAACAUAUAAAGACAAAGAAAUAUUGGAUAUCAUUAAAGACAUAAGAAAAGGUGAUAGUAUAAAAAACAAAUCAUACAAAAACAUGGAAUAUGAAUUAAGUAUUAUAAAUAAUUGUUUGUUCAAAGAAAACAAAAUUGUGAUUCCUGCAGGCAUGAAAAAAACUAUGUUGAAGGAAUUACACCGGACACUUAGGUGCUGGAAAGACCAAAGCAUUAGCCAAGGAUUAUAUGUAUUGGCCAGGUAUGAACACGAGUAUCGAUCUUGA